AAAACACCCAAAUUAACUCCGAAAUACCCAAUGAGGUUCAACCAGGAUUUUUAGAUAGUAUAGUGGAUGUAUACUCCAAAAAUGUAACAGAUGCCAACGUCAAGUACCACAAUUUGUCAGUGGAUUUAAAGAAGAUUAUCACCACAAGGUCAAAAGAUGGGAGCAUAGAUUUGCAUGGGUUUGAACCAGCACCGACUAAAACUGAACUUUUCACUAGUCUUGAGGCUGACCUAACACAAAUCAAAGAUCUUGGGAUAAAUGCAGACAAACUACGUCUCAUUGCUGAGGAUUCUAACGCGUAUGAUUUAAUCAAGGGAGACAACAGAGUGCUAGUAGAAAAUAUUAUAAAAGAGAUAAAGGGAAUACUGCUAGUUCAAGCUGAUAAACUGAAAAAGCUCAGAAAUCUUACAUCUGCCAAACAAUUUACACUGAAAAAACUUAUGAAACAAGCAUUAGACGAUGAACAUAGUAAAGGUGACUGGACAAAAACAAAGUACGCUCAAGCUAUCAGUGUAACAAAGACAACAAUACUUCAAACCAAGGAAUGCGUCACACAUAUGCUACAGAACAUUGACAGAUGCGGUGAAAUUUGUUCCAUAUUGCAGUCUUCAAAGCAUUACAAGAUUGGCA
This is a messenger RNA of Owenia fusiformis, 630 nucleotides long. Lineage: Eukaryota; Metazoa; Annelida; Polychaeta; Sabellida; Oweniidae. The record is from the annotation of a GenBank genome assembly.